AUGAAAAAUAAUUCUUCACAAAAUUUCAAAGAUAAAUCUUGAAGCCAGUCUUUAAGAUCCCCUAAAGCUAAAACUGAGGCUCCUUCUAAGAUUUGUCCUAAAGAACUAGAGCAUAAAAGACGCUUAUUCCUUCAUCCUUGAUCAAAUGAUUCUAUCAAAAAUUUCCUGAAAUUGGUAAAUUAAAUUCAGCAUCGAUCGAACCAUUUUUAUAUUUAAAAAUAAAUCCAUCCCACAGCCCGCAAAGACUUUAAUUCCCGAUCUUUAAUUAUAUAAUAAUCAAAAAGCAGUUUUAAUGUGAUUUAUAGCACUUGCUAAAUAUAUUGCAUACUUUAUCUCUUCCUAACUCAAGCACAAAAAUAUCAAAAUAAGUAAAAUUUUUAUAUUAGCUGGUAUAUAAUUUUUCUAAAUCUCAUCCUUAAUUAGGCAAUGGCGAUCGGUUCGACCAAAAUUAGAGGAGUUAGAGUUCUACUUGAUUGAAAAAAAUCGUAAAAGGGCUGCAUCAAAUUUAGAUUUCAACAGUAUAAGCUCCUUAACUUCUGCAAGGUGCACGCCAAAAUAUAUCAAUCAGGAUUUCCGGAACAUUAAAACCAGCCAAAAUUCUCUUACUCCUAGAAGCUGCCACACAGAAAGAGACGACACCGAUUUAUUAAAUGAAAAAUCGAAAGAAUAUGAAACUGUAUAUGAAAAGCUAAAAAUGUUUUACGAAGACAUUAUCGAAAGACAAGCUGCUGAUCUAGCUGAAAUAAAAGCAGAAAAUUUCUAUUUAACUAAUAAAUUGAAAGCAGCAGAAUCAGAUUUCAAUAAAUUUGAUAAAGAAUUGGCCAGCUCAGAGGUCAGCACACACUUAAAGUCUGAUGAAGACAAUCUAAACUUUUUCAGCAACGUAGCAUAUUAUAAAACUAAAAUAGAAGAAGCAGAAGAGAGGAUGGAAAAUCAAAGAAGCGAGUUUUUAGAAGUUAUUACUAAAUUAAAAGCAGAGAAUUUAAGGCUCAAAAAUAAUGCCUAG
Molecule: messenger RNA, 1006 nt
Organism: Blepharisma stoltei
Lineage: Eukaryota; Ciliophora; Heterotrichea; Heterotrichida; Blepharismidae
Source: the annotation of a GenBank genome assembly